Ziziphus jujuba (common jujube) is the source of this 1961-nucleotide messenger RNA. Its product is annotated as guanine nucleotide-binding protein alpha-1 subunit. The transcript is spliced from 14 exons. NCBI's taxonomy places the organism in Eukaryota, Viridiplantae, Streptophyta, Magnoliopsida, Rosales, Rhamnaceae. The coding region runs from base 481 to 1671 and encodes 396 amino acids. Gene Ontology annotation, molecular function: G-protein beta/gamma-subunit complex binding; G protein-coupled receptor binding; GTPase activity. Gene Ontology annotation, biological process: adenylate cyclase-modulating G protein-coupled receptor signaling pathway. Gene Ontology annotation, cellular component: heterotrimeric G-protein complex. The record is from RefSeq and is a predicted model, not a curated record.
CUAAGUUGUAAGUUUGACUGAAUACAGAAAACAGAAGAGUAGGCUGUGAAUGCAGCUUUCGGCGCUCUUUCUUUUCUUUUCUUUCCAGAUUUUAGCCAACACUACGAUGCUCAUUUCUUACUCAAUAACCAUAUUUAUAUAUCUAUAUUUUAUCUGUAUCUAAUUGUUUAUUUUAAUAUAUCUAACACAUAAACGACAUUGAUUUUAUUAAAAUAUAUAUUAUUAUAGAAAUCUGGAAAGUAAUACAAACCAGCUCAAGAGGAACUAAAGCAAUUGUUUUCUAGCUCCAAUACUACAUACUUGGCCAUUUCCACCAAAUCAAGCGCCAUCUAUCCCUUAUACUCCGUUUCACAGAUAGACCCUUUUGUUGUUUUGUUCGUUGGCAUUGUGAUUAGGCCAGUUUGAAGACAUUAUGGAUGAGCUUUAUGGAAGGGAAUUGAAGAGUCAUUCAAGACGUGGUUGGGCCUGAUUAGAUCUUCUAUGCUAUUUCUAAUACAAAAUAUGGGCUUGCUCUGCAGCAGAAAUCGCCAUUACAAAGAAGCGGAUGCUGAAGAGAAUGUACAGACUGCAGAAAUUGAAAGGCGAAUUGAACAAGAAACAAAGGCUGAAAAGCAUAUUCAGAAACUUCUACUACUUGGUGCUGGUGAGUCAGGGAAGUCUACAAUUUUUAAGCAGAUAAAACUUUUGUUCCAAACCGGCUUUGAUGAGGCAGAGCUCAAGGGCUACAUCCCAGUCAUUCAUGCCAAUGUGUAUCAGACCAUAAAACUACUGCAUGACGGAUCAAAGGAGCUUGCUCAGAAUGACGUGGAUUCCUUGAAGUAUGUUUUGUCCAAUGAAAAUAAGGAGAUUGGAGAAAAACUAUCAGAAAUUGGAGGCAGGUUAGAAUAUCCACACCUUACUAAAGAGCUUGCCCGGGAUGUAGAGACCCUAUGGAAAGAUGCUGCUAUUCAGGAAACAUAUGCUCGUGGUAAUGAACUUCAAGUUCCUGAUUGUACCCACUACUUCAUGGAAAACCUUCAAAGGUUGUCGGAUUCGAAUUAUGUUCCAACAAAGUGUUUGCAGGAAGACGUUCUUUGUGCGAGAGUUCGGACAACAGGAGUUGUAGAGAUUCAGUUCAGUCCUGUUGGGGAAAAUAAGAAAAGUGGUGAAGUAUAUAGACUCUUCGAUGUUGGAGGCCAGAGAAAUGAGAGGAGAAAAUGGAUCCAUCUUUUUGAAGGUGUUACAGCUGUUAUAUUUUGUGCUGCUAUUAGCGAGUAUGAUCAGACACUCUUUGAGGAUGAUAACAAGAACCGGAUGAUGGAGACCAAAGAACUCUUUGACUGGGUCCUGAAGCAACCAUGUUUUGAGGUGCAGAAAACAUCCUUCAUGCUGUUCCUAAACAAGUUUGACAUAUUUGAGAAGAAGGUUCUAAAAGUGCCCCUUAAUGUGUGCGAGUGGUUCAAAGAUUACCAGCCAGUUUCAACAGGAAAACAAGAGAUUGAGCAUGCAUAUGAGUUUGUGAAGAAGAAAUUUGAGGAAUUAUAUUUUCAGAGCACCACCCCUGAUCGUGUUGAUCGGGUCUUUAAGAUCUACAGAACCACUGCUCUUGAUCAAAAGCUUGUGAAGAAGACUUUCAAGCUUGUAGAUGAGACUUUGAGGAGAAGAAAUCUCUUUGAGGCUGGUUUAUUGUGACCAAAGAAAGAGUCCUCUCAGGAGAAACAGAAGUACAAAAAAGGAAAAAAGUAAAGAUUGUAAUUUGGAGAAGGAACUGCAUCAAGAUUUUGAGCACUGUGAUUCCUUGAUUUUUAGCAUUUUAUUUUCAUUAAAUUCUGUUCAAUAUAUGAGUGAAGGAGAGCUUUUAGCAUAUGUAAUCCAUAUGGCCAGAUGGAUACUUAGCUUUCCAAAGACGAUCCUAUUAAUUUUUUCUCUUUUUAUUUUUAAAAAAAAAUUUAAUAUAUAUAUAUAUAUAUAUUUUUUCUUAA